AUGGAGGAGUCCGGCCAGAACCUGAACCCGACGGUCUACGAGAAGGCGGACGACGCGCCCGCGGAGGUGGUCCUGCCCGAGGAGGACGGGUGCCGCGACCCCUUCACGGCCGCCGAGGUCUUCGACCUCGUGCGGGACCUGCGGGACCCGGAGCACGAGGAGAUGACGCUCGAGCAGCUGCGCGUCGCGAAGCUCGAGGACAUCGACGUCGACGAGUCGGUCCCCGCCGUCGACGUGCGCUUCACGCCGACGAUCCCGCACUGCAGCAUGGCGACGCUCAUCGGCCUCUGCCUGAGCGUCAAGCUGCUGCGGUCGCUGCCGCCGCGCUUCAAGGUGUCCGUGGCCAUCGCGCCGGGCACGCACGCGAGCGAGCACGAGAUCAACAAGCAGCUCGCGGACAAGGAGCGGGUCUACGCCGCGCUCGAGAACCCGCACCUCCUCAAGGUCGUCAACAAGUGCGUCGCGGGCACGGACCGCGACCGAAACUUCGCCCACGACGCGGGGCCCUUCCCCCUCGCCCCGCUCGAGGCGCCGGCCUAA
Messenger RNA from Aureococcus anophagefferens, 540 nucleotides. RefSeq lists its product as hypothetical. The record is from RefSeq and is a predicted model, not a curated record. The transcript has a single exon. Lineage: Eukaryota; Pelagophyceae; Pelagomonadales; Pelagomonadaceae. Gene Ontology annotation, biological process: iron-sulfur cluster assembly. The coding region runs from base 1 to 540 and encodes 179 amino acids.